CAUCCCUUGCUUUUGGAGUCCGUGCGGCCGAGGUGGUGCCUCCGCACCGUAAUCAUUUUUCUCGCUGUAACCCUGUCCUCCUGCUUCUCCAGGCCUUCGGAAACUGAGCUGCUGUCACCGUGCUGGGGCCAGAGCUUGCUUGCUUUUUGGAGUGAGACCGUAUAUCAGGGCUGCGUUGGAUGGUUAACAGGAAAGGCCAAACGCUAAUUCAUGCAUCGCUCAGCUUGCUUUUAAUGUGAGUCUCCGCUUUAAGCCUUUGACCUUUCCAGGAGCUGGUGGUGGGGUCAUUCCAGCUCUGAUGUUUGCAUAUGCAGAAGACCAAUAUGUUUUUCCUGAUUCUCAAACGAUCUCCAUAACUCUUUCCUUCAUGUGCUACAUAUGCAUAGCCUUCUAGGAGCCCCAGGCCACGCUGCAUUUGGCCAGGCGUCUGUGAAUUAUUUUUCAGUGGGAUGCAGCAGUAACAAAAAAGACCUUUUUCAUUUUUUCCAUACGGCAGGGGAACUUACAAGACCUGAAACAAGCUCCUGUCAAACUGGAACUCCAGUGACUGUGCAAGGGAAUGCACGGUCUUACCCUUACUGCUGGGUUAAGCCCUUAGAGUGUUUUAUAUGGAUCGGGCACAGGAGUCUUUUUCUGAAGCCUGACUGAGUAACUUUGUUCUGUCUGGCUAGGGAAUUUUUAGAGUUUUAUUUUUUAAUCUGAACAGUGGUGAUUAUCUGAUAGGAAAGCAGUAAACAAACAUCGCUGGGUUUACUGUGCUUAUUCUGGGCACAGUGUAGCACAAUAUUUUGCAAUUGGGAGUGUUGUGAAACUGGUUUUCAGUUGGUUGGGAAAUACAUGUGACUGCGAAGCUGAAUCUGCCAGGAAACUGCCUGGUUAGUUCUCUCAUUUCCUUGGGUACAUGGAAAAGAAUGACCCACCCAAACCCUUCCCAUUCCACAGUAGGUACCCGCUCUUCAGCUGCGGUCUCUACACCAUCGCAGUAACUGCAGCCUGCUAAGGUGCAGCGGGCAGUAUGUCAAACUUCUCUAGGUUCCUGGAUUAAAGGUUGCUCAAGCAAAUGUAAAUAUUACUUUAUUGCACUGAAAAACUUUGUCAUCUGCAUUAUAGCCCCGUAGUGGGGGAAGGAAAACCAAACCUCUUCUUAAAAUGGUAAUUAUUUAUACUGCACGCAAAAUCUUAGGAGCCACACUUCUGCCCCUCUGCAAUUGCCAGCACUAUUUGCUGGAUUCCUUAAGUGGGUAUGUGGAGCUUAAACAGCACAGCAAGAAGGGAGGGACGGGAGGCAGUCACAACAGAAGGCUAGGGAGACAUGAUACGAGUUAGAUUUACGGACUACAAUAUGCCUUGUUGAAGGUCUCCAGAGAAGAGCAAUGGAUACUGGACCAUCUCUUGAGGGAGCGAUGUGCCCUGUGGGGAGCAGCGAGGCUGUCCCCUUGCGCAACGGCAGAGCAGACUGGGCUGCAGUUGUGGUUGGCUAAGUGAUGCUCAGCUCUGGUGUGAGUUCCAUGCAGGAAAGAGGGAAGGAAAAGCCAAGGAGUCUCCAUGCAAACCGACCUUUGAGAGGGAAGCCCUGGUGCCCAGAAGGCACAGCAGCAUCGCACAAGUGUUGUCCUGCUAUCCUUGGGGCGCUCGCUAAAACUGUCCCCUUCUCACUGCAUCAGGGUUGUAGUCUUGGGAAACCCUUUCUUCUGAGGGUUGGAGUGGGGGACUGCUCCCGGGGAGGCUCACUAGGGUCAGUCUUCAGCAUGGAUCUGAGCUCACAUGCAAAGCAGACGAAUUAGUCAGGAAGACACUCCGGGAGCAGGAGUUGCCACAUAUGCCUGCAUUUUGCCUGCUCACAAACGGCAGCCGAAAGGUUUAGCACAGCCAAUGUGUAUGGGCUGAGAGCUGGGAUGUGCUGGGAUGUUGCUGGCACAGGCACGUUCAUUUUUUCUCUGCUGUAAUUGGGUCUUUCCUCCCAUUUACCAGAAAGGGAACGACCUGCCUUAUCUUACUUGCUUACCUGACCAUUGAUCAGAGAGUCUGCCGUACACUCAGUCACAGGAAAAGAGGGAUCUGCGCUCUGGAGGGGCUGCGAAGAAGACGAGUUUCCAGCUACUUUUGCCACUGCGUUCUCUGUAAAGCUCCUGUAUUACUCGGCUGACUUUGAUCCUGCGUUGAUUUAGUGAUGGAAUAGUGACUUUUCUGGGAGCUUUCCAGGGGGAGAACCAGUGAAGAGCUAGGACAACGUCAGUGUUUCAUCCCUUGCCAUUCAAGGGGAGCAAGGACCAGGCCUUCUGCUCCAGGCUAGGAAAAGCAAUCCUGAUGUUCCCGGGUCUACCUUUUCUCUCCCAGGAUGCUGAGAAGAGUCCUGUGUACAGUGUUGUUCAUGGGAGCCUUGCCAUCACUGGCUGAAGUGUCCCAGGGCCACAUUUCAGUGGUCUUGCUGGGAGCCACAGGUGAUUUGGCCAAGAAGUAUUUGUGGCAGGGUCUAUUCCAACUCUACAUGGACCAAGUGAGCAGUGGCCACAGCUUCACUUUCCAUGGGGCUGCACUGACAGCUCUGGAGCCAGGGCAGAGGCUGAUGUUUGAUGUGCUGAAGAAGCUGGCCUGUCCCCCAGAUGAAUCUCCCAACAGGUGUGCUGUGCUCAAGGACCAAUUCCUGAAGCUGAGCCAGUACCACCAGCUGAAGACUGCUGAAAACUACACUGUGCUGAACAGAGAGAUUGAAACCCUGCUUCGCCAGGAGGGGCUGAAGGAGGCUGGAAGGAUCUUCUACUUCUCCGUACCACCAUUUGCCUACACAGAGAUUGCCCGCCACAUCAACAGCAGCUGCAGACCGCCUCCAGGAGCCUGGCUGCGUGUGGUGCUGGAGAAACCUUUUGGCCAUGACCUGGAGUCAGCCCAGCAGCUGGCUGCAGACCUGACAAGCUUCUUCAGAGAAGAGGAGAUGUACCGGGUGGACCACUACCUUGGCAAACAGGCUGUAGCCCAUAUCCUGCCUUUUCGAGAUCAGAACCGACAGUUUCUGGAUCCAAUUUGGAACAGACAUCACGUGGAAAGAGUGGAGAUUGUCUUGAAAGAGACGGUGGAUGCUAAAGGCCGCACCAGCUUCUACGAGCAGUAUGGAGUCAUCCGGGAUGUGCUGCAGAACCACCUCACGGAGGCCCUGAUGUUCCUGACCAUGGAGCUUCCAGCCAACGUGAGCAGGGCUGAAGAGGUGUUGCAGUGCAAGCUGCAGGCCUUCCAGUCCUUGCGGGGUCUGAACAAAAACAGUGCCGUGUUGGGUCAGUAUCAGGCAUACGCCGGCCAGGUACAGGAGGAACUGCAGAAGGCGCAGGACUACAUCAGCACGACACCAACCUUUGCAGGUGUGCUGAUUCACAGCGACAGCCUGCGUUGGGAAGGGGUCCCUUUUCUCCUCACUUCUGGGAAAGCUCUGGAUGAGCGGGUAGGUUAUGUCCGUGUUCUCUUCAAGAACCGGGCCUACUGCACUCAGAGUGAGACUCUGAGGGACGCUGAGCACAGCCAAUGUAAAGCCAAGCAGAUCGUCUUCUACAUUGGGCACGGCGCCCUCAACACCCCUGCAGUGCUUGUAAGCAGGAACCUUUUCAGGCCUGUCAUGCCAGAAGGCAGUUGGAGAGAAGCAGUGGGUCAGUCGGACCUGCACAUUUUUGGACAACCAUUGUCUGACUACUACGUGUACAGCCCUGUGAAAGAGAGAGAUGCGUAUUCUGUCCUCAUCUCCAACAUCUACCAUGGCAGGAAGGACUUCUUCAUUACCACCGAGAACCUGCUGGCCUCCUGGGCAUUCUGGACACCGCUGCUGGAUAGCAUUUCCCACCAGCCCCUCCGCCUCUACCCGGGGGGUGUGGAGAACCAGCACCUCUUAGACUUUGAAAUGGAGAGUGGGGAAGUGGCAUUCACACUGGCAGAGGCAGUGGAACUGCUGAACCCCAACAGGCUGACGCCAAGUGAUUACAGGACAAUCCAGUCCAAAUUUCGGCAAAGUCCCCUGGUCUCAGCGUGGUCUGAGGACCUGAUUUCCCAGCUGGCUUCUGACAUUGAGAAGACAGCGAGCAGGACUGUGGCACGCUCCGGGCAGUUCCAUCUGGCACUGUCGGGUGGCUCAAGCCCGGUGGUCCUAUUCCAGCGGCUGGCAAGACACCAUUAUGCCUUCCCGUGGAAGCACACCCACAUCUGGCUGGUAGAUGAACGCUGCGUCCCUCUCACCGACACCGAGUCCAACUUCUUCAGCUUGCACAACCACCUCCUCCAGAGUGUCAGGGUGCCCUACUUCAAUGUCCACCCCAUGCCUGUGCACCUGAACCAGCGGCUCUGUGUGGAAGAGGACAGAGGCACGGAGCUGUACGCCAAGGAGAUCGUGGCCCUGGUGGCCAAUGCCAGCUUUGACCUGGUGCUGCUGGGGGUGGGCACCGAUGGGCACACUGCCUCGCUCUUCCCGAAGUCUGAAAAUGGCUUGGAAGGGGCUCAGACCGUGGUGCUGACUGAAAGCCCCGUCAAACCUCACCAAAGGAUGAGCCUUAGCCUACCCCUCAUCAACAAGGCCAGGCAGGUGUUUGUCCUGGUUUUGGGGAAGGGGAAGCACGACAUCACCAUCCUGCUCAGCAGGGUGGGCCAUGAGCCAAAGAAAUGGCCAAUCUCAGGUGUCAGCCCCAGCUCUGGCCAGCUGGUGUGGUAUGUGGAUUACGAAGCCCUGCUUGGGUGAUGCCUUCACAGUGUCCCUCCUCCCUUGUCUGCGUGGCCCUUACAGCCUGGAUUUUCCUACACAAUGUCCAUGUUUUUCUGUUGCCAGCAGCAGCUUCAUCUCUGACAGACUCCUCUAACCUUCUGGGAAAUCCGUGGCCUGCAGUGCCUCUGACAUUUGAGCCCGGAAAGCAGCUCGGCUCAGUGUUCAGAGCUAAGUAGGAGCCAAGAGCCCGCUGCAGCAUUUCUGGCUCUGCUAGGGAUUCUGACUGUGACUUUGGACAAAUUACCUCACCUUGAAGUGCCUCAGUUUUCCCUGUCAGGCCUUUGUGGUUAUUAGCGUUUAACUACCUCGCAGGCACUACGGGGGACUUGUUAAAUUAAGUACCUGCCAAUUUUUUUUCCUUUUUUUUUUUUAUAAUUCUCAGGCUAAAAGACAGUAAUAACAUGUUCAUCCUCUGCCCUGCUCAGUCUGGCUGGGACAGAGUCGUCGUCUCGGUAAAGUGAUGGUUCUGUGCACAUGGGUGUGUAAUCUUGUAUGUGCAGCCCAUCUUGGGGUCAGCCAGCCACUGACUAUGGCUGUGCUCUCCUGGAAGCACGGACACCCAUUAGCUUUUGUGGCAUGUGGCCCCUAAAUUCUGACACUGAUUUGUGAGCUCGCUGCAGUCCUGAGUCUUUGCAAAUUGCCCAGCAGCAGAGGCUGAGUUUAUAAGCAGUCAUUUGCUGCUUUCAUUAAGUGGAUAGCUGAUGCCAUGGGGGGUGGAGAAGGAAGACACAUUGCUUUUUAGGCUGUGGGGAUAAUGGGGACAGGGUGAGGAAUAUGGCAGUUCACAGAGCUGUUAUUUGCCUGCAGUGCAAUAAUUAUUGAGGGAAAAGCUUGGUGUUUAGAGGUGGUGUUUGGGUUUAGCUAGCAAAGAAAUGUCUUCUUUAACCGUCUUUCUGUGUCUUAUUCUCUGAAAUGAACUUUUCUCUGUCCUCAGAAUUGAAGCUUGCAGUGUCAUUCAGUGGCUUAUAAAAUUUCUACAGGAGGCGGCUUUAUAAACUGUCAACGUAUCCAUCAUUAGAGCACACAUUAAGGUAGUUACAGUGUUUGCGGAUGGUGGUGGGGUGUUUGAACUCAAGGACGCUGACUUCUAAGGGGAGGUAAUUUUUUCUGUGCAUAUCUCUUGGGCGCACAAAAAUAGCAAAUUGCAUCUCUGUGUUGACAGGACAACGUUAAGUGGUUAUAGAAAUGUAUAGUGCCGUUGCUUACAGGAAGGGUUGGAGACAUCUAGUCCUACCUAGAGACCCCGCUCUACCCUUCCUGAUUUUCACCUUCCCAGAAUGCUGCCAUGCACAAUGGGUAUCUCUCUGCUUUCACGAUAUCCCCGAAUGCUCCGUCAUCUUCUCUAAUGGGUAAUUUGCCACAGCACACCGGAGUGCAGCUUUUGGUAAGGGAAUCACGAUGGCACGAGAUGGAAGAAUCUGAGCUGAUGGUCCCUGUGGAGGCUAGAGACAAACCCACUCACCCGGGGCGGCACCAGGAUGGGACAGACCCACUGCAGGAAGGUGGAACACGGACAAGGUACUGGCUGCCAGCAGGCAGGAUUCUGCGUAGGAGCGGAGGCCGCUUUCAAGGGGAUUUCUCUCUUCUUCCUGUGAAUGCUGGCCCUGUUUCUGCAGAGAAGUAGCUGUGUGGGGGUGACCGGGUGGAGAUGGUGGGGUCUGAGGUGACCCAGGGACCGAGGGCUCAGCAGGGGCCCCGAUGCUGACAGGAGAUGGCGCCCGGACCCCGAGAAGCAGCAGUAAGUUGUGUGCUGUUCUUUCAGCAGGGCUGGUCUGAGGCUGUGCCAGGCUUGGCCACCCUUCCCAGCCCUGGAGCCUCACAAGGGAAAAAUAAGAUCCUCAGGAGUUGGACCUGGGAGUCUGGUGACCCCUUAGAGACCCGAAAGUCUGCAGUAUAGGGAAGGAAAGGGACUUUGCUUUAGAAAGCUGGGCGAUAGGCAUUGGCUUCACAUCCUUCCAUGCACAGAGAUCUGCUGAAUCCUAGCGAUGAAGAUGCAAAUCCAGGUACAAAUAGGUGCUACAGUCCGAUAGCACAUGAAGCAAGGUGGGCAGGUCUGUACAGCCUGUGCUCCCAGGUUCCCGAGUUCUCGCCUUUCAGCAUAAUGCUUAUACUAAUGCAGAAAUCAGAAUUGUUGUCCUCUGCUAAUGGCACGGAUAAAAGUGCACUGAGCAAGCUCUAGAGAGCCUGUUACUCGUCAGCAGUCCCUAGGCAAACAGAGCCAGAGAGAACAUAACCUGGCAGAAGCUAUGUGCAGUAGGAAAAGGCCAAAUUCUCAGGGACUGGCUGUGAUUUCUGGCCGACACCCUCCCCCACCUUGCAGAUGGUCCAGAAAAGCUGCAUUUUACAUACUGUAUUUGACUCAGCUGAGCUGAGUUGCACUGAUGCGCAUCACUUUGCUUUUGCAUGGGAAAGGAGGAGAGUUGUGGUGGUGUAGCUUUCUCAAAAGCUCAAAUGCAGAAGAGACACAAGUGUCUUGACUGGUCCGGUUUGACAACAAGGAUGGCUGGUUAUCCAUCUUUUGUGGGUGUUUGUGAGUAAGUUUGCUUCUGCCUGUUUCAUGGUUACAGGCAGGCUUAACUACCGGCACAAACAGCCAAGGGUGAAAAUAAAUCACAGGGGAAGAGAGUGGCAUAGAAAAGUGGGAGGAAGGUGAGCACUGCAGGUUCCUUGCUGCAGGACUUGCUUGUCAAGUGGAUAUGCUGACAGUGGAGUCUGGAAUAAAAGCAUACUCCUAGGAGUUAACUGGAAUAACUCUUCUGGAAUAACUCUUUUCGUAGAUGAGUGCUAGCAAACACUGGCUCCAAAAUAUACCACAGUGGCUGAAACAGCUGUGCAGAGGAAGAUGUUUUAGGUCUGGUAUGUCCAUAAAUUCAAACAUCAUUUUUCGUUUUUAAACAAAAAUAGCCAUGUUCACUUCAUUCCAGUUCUUUUGUGUUUGGUGUGAGGGAACAAGUUUUAAUGGAAAAUUGACCUAUGUGAGAAUAAAUAUGUUGUUAUGAAUGACACAAUUUAUUGCUACUUUACAGAUUACUGCAGUAUUGGUGUUUUCUAGUUUCUGCACACUUUCUUGUUAGUAUUUGGCUGGUACCUUUUGAAAUAAACACUGGUUUUAGAGAGGUUUAUUUGCACUUUUAAAUAAGCAUGUGUUUUUUUUCCAGAGAGCCACUGUUCUUUUGCAGCUGAAAAUAGGGCUCAUAUGUGAAGUUUCUAAUGGGUCACCCCAAAAUUCAUCCUAGAUUUUAUUAAAAUCCAGUAAAAGCUUACACAUGUUUUCCUUGGUGAAUGUAGGUGUCUGGGUUGUUUGGCUGGUUUUUUUUUUAGAACUGGUUUGGUUUUUUUUACACAGACAGUUCCUACUAAACUCUUUAAUACUUAGCAUUUGCCAAAUGGAAAACAAAUAUUUUUAAAUGUAUAAAAUUUGUGACUGGCAGGAGAGAGACUGUGGAUGGGAAGAAGGGUUAAAUGAGCAACAAAUCUGAUGAUGAAGAAUGGUAGAAAUCCACUGGGCUAUAGGCCAAGGAAGCAGUGCUAUUUUUAUUUUGUGAAAGCUAUUAAUAGGAGGUGUGCAUCUUCUUGAGAGCUUGUGUUAACCUUUCUUUGCAAAAGCAACUCCAUGGAGUAACUUCCUAUAGUCUGUUUCUCCCGGUAGUGAUUAUUGAUACCAAUUUUAUUACUUUUGUAAAUGGCAAGUGCAUUCCUAGAAUUCAAUGGUGUGAUUAUUUAUAUGUUUUGCAGAAAACUAACACUGGAAGUAAUUCAUUUUUCACUUCAACUUUUAUAAAUCAAGUUGUAAAAACUUAUUUUCCCACGAGUAAAGUUUUGUGAUUCAUUUCAUGUUGUGUAACGAAUAGAGAAUUAUAUUUAUAAAAAAUAAAUAGUUUUUAACAAAA
Messenger RNA from Aquila chrysaetos chrysaetos, 8625 nucleotides. It is a transcript of the gene H6PD, whose product is annotated as hexose-6-phosphate dehydrogenase/glucose 1-dehydrogenase. The record is from RefSeq and is a predicted model, not a curated record. Gene Ontology annotation, biological process: pentose-phosphate shunt, oxidative branch; pentose-phosphate shunt; glucose metabolic process. Gene Ontology annotation, cellular component: endoplasmic reticulum. The transcript has 6 exons. NCBI's taxonomy places the organism in Eukaryota, Metazoa, Chordata, Aves, Accipitriformes, Accipitridae. Gene Ontology annotation, molecular function: 6-phosphogluconolactonase activity; glucose-6-phosphate dehydrogenase activity; NADP binding. Bases 2339 to 4711 code for a protein of 790 amino acids.